AUGAAUUCGAGCGGGGAAUCAGGCGGCACGAUGACGGAAGACUACGAGGUGGCUGGCUGCGGCCCACCGGAAGAGGAAACAGGCUCAAACUUACCAGUCUGGGAAGCCGCGGCCGCCUCUCUGACACUGGGCUUCCUCGUUCUGGCCACGGUGCUGGGGAACGCGUUGGUGAUCCUCAGCGUGUUCACCUACAGGCCGCUGCGAAUCGUGCAGAACUUCUUUAUCGUCUCGCUGGCGGUGGCCGAUCUCGCGGUCGCCAUCUUGGUGAUGCCUUUCAACGUCGCCUAUCUGCUCCUCGGCAAGUGGAUCUUCGGUAUACACCUGUGCAAACUGUGGCUCACCUGCGACGUGCUCUGCUGCACCGCCAGUAUACUGAAUCUGUGCGCGAUCGCGCUCGAUCGUUACUGGGCGAUCACCGACCCGAUCAACUACGCGCAGAAACGAACCCUGAAGAGAGUUUUGGCGACGAUAGCCGGCGUGUGGUUGUUGUCCGGGGCGAUCAGCUCGCCGCCGUUGGCCGGCUGGAACGAUUGGCCGGAGGAAUUGGAGCCAGGUACGCCGUGCCAGUUGACCAGAAGGCAGGGUUACGUGAUUUACUCGUCGUUAGGCUCGUUCUUUAUUCCUCUGUUGUUGAUGAGCCUGGUGUAUCUGGAGAUCUUCCUGGCGACGAGGAGAAGACUCAGGGAACGGGCCAGACAGAGUAGGAUAAACGCUGUCCAGUCGACUAGACACCGCGAGGUGGACGACGCCGAGGAGUCGGUCAGUUCCGAGACGAACCAUAACGAGAGAUCGACGCCUCGGUCGCACGCGAAACCUUCGUUGAUCGACGACGAGCCGACGGAGGUGACGAUAGGAGGCGGCGGCACCGUGACUACGUCCUCCUCGAGAAGAACAACCGGCGGACGAGCACCGGCGACAACCACCACCGUGUAUCAGUUCAUCGAGGAACGACAGAGGAUCUCGUUGUCGAAGGAGAGACGAGCCGCGAGGACGCUGGGCGUGAUCAUGGGCGUGUUCGUCGUCUGUUGGCUACCGUUCUUUCUCAUGUACGUGAUCGUGCCGUUCUGUCCGGCUUGUUGUCCAUCGGAUCGAAUGGUCUACUUCAUCACGUGGCUCGGUUACGUGAACAGCGCCCUGAACCCGCUCAUUUACACCAUCUUCAAUCUCGACUAUCGGCGAGCAUUCAGGAAGUUGCUGCGUAUUCGUUGA
Messenger RNA from Heterotrigona itama, 1209 nucleotides. NCBI's taxonomy places the organism in Eukaryota, Metazoa, Arthropoda, Insecta, Hymenoptera, Apidae. The record is from the annotation of a GenBank genome assembly.